Messenger RNA from Trifolium pratense (red clover), 573 nucleotides. RefSeq names its product histone H2B.1-like. Gene Ontology annotation, molecular function: structural constituent of chromatin; protein heterodimerization activity; DNA binding. The record is from RefSeq and is a predicted model, not a curated record. Lineage: Eukaryota; Viridiplantae; Streptophyta; Magnoliopsida; Fabales; Fabaceae. Gene Ontology annotation, biological process: nucleosome assembly. The transcript has a single exon. The coding region runs from base 1 to 573 and encodes 190 amino acids. Gene Ontology annotation, cellular component: nucleosome.
AUGGCACGAACAAUGGUUUAUAAUUUCACGAUGCCACAAGAUAAGAAGCUCGUUGCAGUGAAGAAGAAUCGGACGGCUGCGGUGGAGGAUGUAGAUGAGAAGAAAAUGAAGAAGAAUAUGUUCAAGAUCAAUAGAAACAUCUUUCGGGUUCUGAAACAGGUGCAUCCUAACAUUUCUAUUACCUGCGAAGCCAUGAAGGUGAUGAACACUAUAAUAAACAACAUGAUGCUGAAGCUUGUUCAUAAAUCUUUCAAGCAUAAUAAUAGUUUACGACGUAACAAGUCAAAAUUGUCUAUCAAUGAUAUUAUGUCCGCUGUUAAGGAAGUCUUUCCUCCACAAAUGGCCAACCUUGCCCGCACAGCAGCUCGCAAAGCUCUAACCAAUUCCAGUGUCGCCCGAUUGAGCCAUAAAAUGGAUGGAGCUAUGUCUAUCAACGAUAUUAAUGACUCUGUUACGGAAGCCUUUCCUCCACAAAUGGCCAGCCUUGCCCGCGCAGCAGCUCGUGAAGCUCUAACCGAUCACCGUGUCAGCGAAUUGAGUGCUAUAAUGGAUCAAGCUAUGUCUAUCAAAUAG